Molecule: messenger RNA, 490 nt
Organism: Trachymyrmex septentrionalis
Lineage: Eukaryota; Metazoa; Arthropoda; Insecta; Hymenoptera; Formicidae
Exons: 1
Source: RefSeq, a predicted model, not a curated record
AUGGAGGCCACGUGGUGGCCACGAGGUCGGAGGUCACAUGGUGGCCACGAGGUCGGGGACCACGUGAUCGGUGGCCACGUGGUCGGAGGUUUUAGUGGUCGGGGGCCACGUGGUCGGGAGUCCAAUUUGUCGGGGGACCACGUGGUCGGGGGUGCAAGUGGUCGUAGGCAAUGUGGGGGCCACGUGGGGUUCACGUGGGGGUCACGUGGAGGCCACGUGGUCGGGAGUCCAAAUGGUCGGGGGCCACGUGGGGCCACGUGUGGGCCACGUAGGGUCCAUGUAGUCGGGGACCACGUGGUCGGGGGUCACGUGGUCGGGGGUCACGUGGUCGGGGGUCACGUGGUCGGGGGCCACGUGGUCGGGGGUCCAAGUUUUCGGGGGACCAUGUGGUCGAGAGUCCAAGUGGUCGUGGGCCACAUGGAGCAACGUAGGGGCCAUGUGGGGAUCACGUGGGGGCCACGUGGUCGGGGGCCACGUGGUCGGGGUCCAU